This is a messenger RNA of Dermacentor silvarum, 652 nucleotides long. RefSeq lists its product as uncharacterized. The transcript has 2 exons. The record is from RefSeq and is a predicted model, not a curated record. NCBI's taxonomy places the organism in Eukaryota, Metazoa, Arthropoda, Arachnida, Ixodida, Ixodidae. The coding region runs from base 20 to 349 and encodes 109 amino acids.
CAGCUCGUUCCGAUGGACCAUGCAUCUUCUGCGGAGGCAACUCGCACCCAAGGACAGCCUGCCCAGCGAGGGACCAGAGGUGCUUCAACUGCGGCUUAAAGGAACACUUCGGCAAGGUGUGCCUCAAAGGGACUUCUCCAGGCUACCAGCGAAAGGGCGACCCCAGGCAUUCUUGGCUCUAGUCCGGCUGAAAUCCUCAUGGGCCGGCGUCUUAGGACAAGAGUUCCAAUGGCGCCGCAGCUGCGUGGUCCAGUGCAGCCACCGCUGCUUAAUCUUGGGGCCAAAGACAGUGCCAACAAGAUGUUACAAGCACGGUACUACAACAGGCGCCACAGAACCCGGGAACUGAAUAAACUAAGAGCAGGUGAUUCCGCUUGGGUAACAGACAUGAAGACCAGAGCAACGGUGCUAGCGACAGCCGCUACACCGCGGUCCUACAUAAUACGCACCCAGGAAGGGAGUACGCUCCGGCGUAACCGACGAAUGCUGAACCGCUUGCCAGAACAGAGGAAGGCCGAAGGCAGCUACGAGUUUCCAAAUGAAAGCGAUACAGCCGAAUUGGUUUCUAUGGAAAGGGAGUCACCCGCUACCUUAACAGCUUCGUUGCCUUUAGCCUCAGGGGCUAUGAUUUCAACUUCAGUACCUUCUGCUA